Messenger RNA from Oncorhynchus mykiss (rainbow trout), 2889 nucleotides. RefSeq names its product death-associated protein kinase 3. Gene Ontology annotation, molecular function: ATP binding; protein serine/threonine kinase activity. Gene Ontology annotation, cellular component: nucleus; cytoplasm. Lineage: Eukaryota; Metazoa; Chordata; Actinopteri; Salmoniformes; Salmonidae. The record is from RefSeq and is a predicted model, not a curated record. Gene Ontology annotation, biological process: intracellular signal transduction; protein phosphorylation; positive regulation of apoptotic process.
UGCACGCACAACGAUGAAGUCAGUAUGAUGUCAUUCCAUAUGGUCCAUCCUCCUGUCUCAAAGUGCUGUAAUUUUCUUCUACCACCGGAAAUUUGACUCGGGAGAGGAAUGCAGGACCCGUAGCCAGUUAUAAUUGUGAUUCAAGACACAACUUCUAUCAGCAGCAACCCAGUCAGACCAUGGCUGGCUUCAGACAAGAGGAUGUGGAGGCGUUCUAUGAUAUGGGAGAGGAGCUAGGGAGUGGACAAUUCGCUAUUGUACGGAAGUGUAAAGACAAGAGUUCUGGCUCGGAGUACGCCGCCAAGUUAAUCAAGAAGCGUCGCCUGUCGUCCAGCCGCCGGGGCGUAAGCCGCGAGGAGAUCGAGAGGGAGGUGAACAUUCUGAGAGAGAUCCAGCACAGCAACAUCAUCACGCUGCACGACAUCUUUGAGAACAAGACGGACGUCAUCCUCAUCCUGGAGCUAGUGUCUGGAGGGGAACUAUUUGACUUCCUGGCAGAGAAGGAGUCUCUAACAGAGGAGGAGGCCACACAGUUCCUCAAACAGAUCCUGGACGGGGUCUACUAUCUACACUCCAAACGCAUCGCUCAUUUUGACCUGAAGCCAGAGAACAUCAUGCUGCUUGAUAAGAACGUCUCCAACCCCAGGAUCAAACUCAUCGACUUUGGCAUCGCUCAUCAGAUCAAAGCUGGAAAUGAGUUUAAGAAUAUCUUUGGAACGCCAGAGUUUGUUGCUCCAGAGAUAGUCAACUAUGAACCACUCGGACUGGAGGCUGACAUGUGGAGUAUUGGAGUUAUCACGUACAUUCUGUUGAGUGGUGCCUCUCCGUUCCUGGGGGAGACCAAGCAGGAGACUCUGACCAACAUCUCUGCUGUCAACUAUGACUUUGACGAGGAGUACUUCAGCAAUACCAGUGAGCUGGCCAAGGACUUCAUCAGACGCCUGCUGGUCAAGGAUCCCAAGAAGAGGAUGACCAUCGAUGACAGCCUUCAGCAUCCCUGGAUCAAGGUGAUCAAGAGGCGGAACGUGCGCCAGGAGGAGAGCGGGAAGAAGCCGGAGCGCAGGCGCCUGAAGACCACGCGUCUAAAGGAGUACACUAUCAAGUCCCACUCCUCCAUGCCCCCCAACAACACCUACGUCAACUUCGAACGCUUCUCCCAGGUGCUGGAGGAGAUCGCUGCUGCUGAGGAGGGGCUGAGAGACCUGGAACAGAACCAGAGGUCGUGCCGGGAGGACGUGGCUGCUCUCCUGUCUAUCUACGAGGAGAAGGAGGGCUGGUACAAGGAGGAGAACCAGAGCAUCGCCAGCGACCUGGGUCACAUCCGCCAGGAGCUGCAGCGUACCCAGGCCCAGCGCAGGCAGAGUCAGGAGGAUGCCCGCGCCACCAUGCUGGCUGCUAACGCCCUCAAGAGGAAGUUUGGCCGUCUGGAGAACCGUUACGAGGUCCUGGCAGAGCAGGUGGCGUCGGAGGUGCUCUGGGUGGAGGAGCUGGUCAGGGGGAUAGAGAAGGAGAAGGACAGCCUCGUCAUGCCCUGAGUUUGGCCUGGCUUCUAGUUUCACUGACCUGGCCAUGCCCUGAUGCCAGCCUGGCUUCUAGUAUCACUGACCUGGUCAUGCACUGAAGCCAGCCUGGCUUCUAGUAUCACUGACGUGGUCAUGCCCUGAGGCCAGCCUGGCUUCUAGUAUCACUGACCUGGUCAUGCCCUGAGGCCAGCCUGGCUUCUAGUAUCACUGACCUGGUCAUGCCCUGAGGCCAGCCUGGCUUCUAGUAUCACUGACCUGGUCAUGCCCUGAGGCCAGCCUGGCUUCUAGUAUCACUGACCUGGUCAUGCCCUGAGGCCAGCCUGGCUUCUAGUAUCACUGACCUGGUCAUGCCCUGAGGCCAGCCUGGCUUCUAGUAUCACUGACCUGGUCAUGCCCUGAGGCCAGCCUGGUUUGGUACAGACACCGGUCUUAUAUACCAGCUGUCAUUAGAUUCAGAACAAGGGCCCAGAGUUUUUCUGGUGAGGGAAAACUCUGGCCCCUGGUCCUAAGUCAAGAUGCUACACCCCCCCCCCCCAGACAUUUGAUUAGGGAAAAUGAUCCCCCUUCCCCAUCUUCCCUUUCUAAUGAGAGCACCAACAAUGUCCCUCCCUACUAUGAAUACAUUUAAUCCACAAAAUAUGUGUUUAAAGACUGUCCAUUCCAGUAUUUUCUAAAUUAAUUCAUAACGUUAAAAAUGGUAAAGAUUGUGAUUAAUUUUUUUGCAGUAUAUUUGGUUAAGAUGAUGAUACAUACAUGCAUACAGGAAGGUUUUCUGCACCUGCAAUCAUUUUUCUAUAGUUUUUUAGCCCCAUACUUAAAGGGAUAUUUAUCAUUAACAGCUGACUAUGAUUGACCAAUAAGGCCCAAGGGGGUGUGGUAUACGGCCAGUAUACCGUGUCUAAGGGCUGUUCUUAUGCAUGAUGCAACGCGGAGUGCCUGGACACAGUCCUUAGCCGUGGUAUAUUGGCCAUAUACCACAAGCACCCAAGGUGCCUUAUUGCUAUUAUAAACUGGUUACCUACAUAAUUAGAGCAGUAAAAACAAAUGUUUCGUCAUACCCGUGGCAUACAGUGUGAUUUACCACGGCUGUCAGCCAAUCAGCAUUCAGGGCUGGAACCACCCAGGUUAGAGGUAACAACAACAUAGUAGAAACAAUAGAACAUGUGUUAUAGGGAGAUUCCAUUUUGAAGAUAAUCUUAUUGACACUCAACAACCGUCUUGCUGUACUGCGAUGCGAAACUACAGACAGAUACUAUACUAUAUAUUUUAUACCAUAUAAAUACUAAUAGUUCUCUUACGUGUGAAGAGAGUUGUCUUAAAAUGGAUUGUACAAACCUGUUUUGCAACUUGCACGCAGCUUGUACAU